Molecule: messenger RNA, 1152 nt
Organism: Lodderomyces pseudojiufengensis
Lineage: Eukaryota; Fungi; Ascomycota; Pichiomycetes; Serinales; Debaryomycetaceae
Gene: PTC8
Product: Ptc8p
Exons: 1
Coding region: 1-1152 (383 amino acids)
Source: RefSeq, a predicted model, not a curated record
AUGUCAUCACUACCUAACAUCAUUUUCAAAUCAAAAUCUUCAUGGAUAAGAAGUCUACUACCUAAAAAAAAUUAUAAAACAAACAACAGAACUAGUAAUCGAAAUUUAUCAUCAUAUUUUAAAGGUGCAAGAAAUUAUUUCUUAGGUUUUAAUAUAUCAGAAAUUGAAAAAUCAGAACCUGUUGAUGAAAUAAUUCCCUUCGUGAAGUACCCAUUAUUUACAAGAGAUCAAUUAAAAAAAAUUGCAAUUGAAAAAUUUAAAUUUGAUUAUGGUCAUGCUUCAUUUGGUUUUCAUUCCGAUUCUAUUCAACCUUCAAUUAAUAGUUUAAGUGAUUUAACUGAUCCUACUCAAUUAAAUUCUUUACUACCAAGAAGAAGACCGGAGGGAUCACCAAGUGAUACUUUAAGUAUAAAAGCUGGUGAUGAUACAAUGUUAGUUUCUCCUUCUGUAUUAGCAGUAGCAGAUGGUGUAAGUGGUUGGGAAAGUGAUGGAGAAUUAGCAGAUUCAGGUAUAUGGUCAAGAGCAAUAGUUGAAACUUUUAGUAGAUUAAUGACUGAAUAUAAAAUAAAUCAUACUCCACAUCAUUUAAAAAGAAGAGAUAUUGAAGAAAUUUUAAAUGAUUCUUAUUUACAUACAUCUCAUUUAAUGGACUUACAAAAAUUAAAAGGAUCAUCUACAUUAGUUUUGGGAAUGCUUAGUGGAGAUAUUUUGCUAAUGAUUAGUAUAGGAGAUUCAAAAUUAUUUAUAAUAAGAGAUUCAAAAAUUAUAUUAACAAAUAAAGAAGAAUCUUCAAAUCUUUGUCCAACUCAAAUUGGUACAAAUACAAUAAGUACAAUGCCAUCAGAUUUUGCAUGGAUUGAUUCUUUUAAAUUAAAAGAAAAUGAUUAUAUUAUAAUGUGUUCAGAUGGUAUAACAGAUAAUUUAUAUGAAGAAGAAAUUUUAAAUUAUUUAAAUGAAUUUAAGAACAACAAUCCAAAAACUAUAGCAAAUAAAUUAUUAAUAAAAGCAAAAGAAGUUGCAUUUGAUGAUUAUGCUUAUACUCCUUAUAAUGAAAAAGUAAAUUCAAAUCCAAAUAAUCAUACAAAUAGUCAAGGAGGUAAAGUUGAUGAUAUGACAAUAGUAGUUGCAAAAGUUGUAAAAAAUAGUAAAUAA